Messenger RNA from Zophobas morio, 3282 nucleotides. RefSeq lists its product as uncharacterized. The transcript has 5 exons. Bases 289 to 3219 code for a protein of 976 amino acids. The record is from RefSeq and is a predicted model, not a curated record. Lineage: Eukaryota; Metazoa; Arthropoda; Insecta; Coleoptera; Tenebrionidae.
UAAAUUGCAAAAUGUAGUUACAAAACACGGAGUCAUAAACCACAACUAUCGAAGUAUGUUGUUUUAUAAAAUUUAGAUAAUUUUGUCUGUUGUCAAUUUUGGAGAUGGCGUCCAAAUUAGUUUGGCACCUGAUUCGUCGCAGAUAACACCUUAAAUUGAUACUUGGAAGAGAUAAUAAAAAAAUUACAGUAAAUAACAUUCCGAUAAGAAAAUAGUAGUAGAUAAGUUCGUAGCGAUUCAUGUUGUCAAAUCAGUGCUCUUCCGUCGUUAUAAAGAAUCUGGCUCAAAAUGUUUGGACGAAUCGCUAAGCUUUUUAAAGACCCUGAAUCGAGCGACUCCGACAUAAACCUGCUCCUAUUGGGCGGAACCGGCGUAGGCAAAUCCACAUUUAUCAAUUCAAUAUCAAAUUAUUUCAAAUACCCGGACUUCAAAUCGGCCCAAAAAGGAGAAAUCGAGGUUCUUAUCCCAGUCCGUUUAAACUUGUCGAACUCGAACGUCGUCUACGGCGAUCCGGACAAAAACGAGAUCCACGACAGCGGCAAAUCGGCGACUCAGCAUGUGAAAGUGUACUUAUUCCCCAUUAAAGUGGACAAUAAAGUGUACAAUUUGAGGAUAGUGGAUUCGCCGGGAGUGGGAGAUCCCAGAGGGAUCGAACAGGACAACAUCCACAUAGACAACAUCCUGGCUUACUUGUCCACGCUGAAAAAGCUGCACGGAAUUUGCUUCAUCAUGAAGUCCAACGAAACGAGGUUCACGAGCUUCGUGGAGUACUGCUUGAAGCAGAUGUUGACCCGACUGGACAAGAGCGCUAGUGAGAACAUCAUUUUUAUUACUACUUACAGCAAAUCGACUCAGUAUACUCCAAGAGACACGAAAAUCAACUGCUUGGAACCUCUGGUUAACAACAUCAAGUCCAAACCUCCUCACGUGGACAUCCCCUUGAACGACAGAAACGUGUUUUCGUUGGAUAACGAGGCGUUUAAAGCACUGUUGGAGAUACAAGAAGGGAAUAGGUACAAAAAUCACGAGAUGGACAGCUUCACCGAAAGCUGGAAAGUUUCGUCGCAAGAAUGCCGACGUUUGCUGACUUACAUCAUCGGUGAUGCACGCACCUCACCUUUGAAACCUCACGAAGUCGAGAAUACCAUCAGUAUUAACGAGGUGAGGUUUCUUAUAGAACAAUUGUCGACUCCCAUAGCUGAAGUGUCUGAAAUCAUCCAAGACAACCUGCUUUUGCUAGACAGACACAAGAAAAACUUAAACGUUGAAACCCAAUCGUUGGACCAACUGAGGCAACAGUUGUACAUACCGUGUGUUGAUCUAACCGUGACGGAAUUAAGCCAACCGGUUACUGUGUGCACGGAUACUAGCUGCGCGGAGGUGGUUAAGGUCAACAAUGUCACCCAAUGGCACUACGUGCAAAAGUGCCACAACCCGUGUUACCUUUCAGGCGUUCCCAGAGAGAUGGUCGGUGACCCAGGACUCACCCAUUGCUAUGCCAUGCAAGGUACCGAGAACUGCACCGAGUGCAAGUGCAGCUGGAGGGUUCACAUGCACAUCUACAAAUCCACCGAGAAAACCCAAACCCAGAAAGAGGACACCAACGUCCGGGACGCCAUCAAAAACAAAGAAGACGCUCGCGUCAAAAUAGAAAAUUUGAUGAAAGACUUGAACACCCGCAUGAGAGAACUAGAAGCAGAAGGCGACAUUAUUGCUGAAAGCGUCGCUAGAUUUUCGUUCUUUCUUCAAGAACACGCGCUGACGCCUUUUAAUGACGCCUACAGCGACUACAUCAAACAACUCAUCAAAAACGAGAAAUCGCUUGGGAAAUUCGGCGAUCCGAUGGUCAUCCAGAAGCUAGAACAACUCCUGCAGAAACACGAACAUUUACAAAGAACUUUGCAACAGAAUGCUAAAAAAUUCGCAGGUGCACCUCCGAAUUUGACGCCUCAAGCCAUCAAGAACAGCAUCAGCGACCUGUACAAGCUCAAACACAUGGGGGCGAAAAUAGAAGAACUCAUCAAAAAAUCGUCCGCUUGUCGAAACAAAGAAACGCAGCAGAAUUUUAACUGUGUGGUGUCUCCACAGGUCCAUUUGAAUGAUUCGCACUCGAUAUACGGGGGAAAUGAGCCUGUGUAUCAAGAAGAUCCAGAGUAUGAGUACGGAAGUCAGUAUUCGUACGGUAGAAGCGAAUAUUAUUCGCCGUACUACGAUAGCAACCGGUCGAGAAGAACUCGCAGUCCGUCGGCAAGCGAAUACAGUCGGUACGAAGAACGUCAGUACAGAGCACCAAGCUCUAGAUCUGGAAGAUCUUCCAGAAGUAGACAGUAUUCCGGCUCAGACGACGAAACCUAUUAUUAUAGAUCGCCAAUGAGCGAGUACUACGCUAGCAAAUCCACCACAAGUAAUAGACGCUCGUCGGAUUCAGACAGCAGCGGAACCUACACCUAUGUCUCAAGUUCCAAGUCGACCAGAGACCGUGGUUCAGACCACGACGCCUACAGUAGAUACACAUCUGGUUCUAGAUCAGUACGAUCUACCAGAAGCACACACGACACACCCGUUAAAUACCACACAAGUUCCAGAUCAGUCAGAUCAUCCAGUAGACGUUCUCAUUCAGACGACGAUACGUACUACGAACCAAGUUCUAGAUCAGUGCGAUCUACCAGAAGCCAACACCGCGGUUCAGACGAUGAAAAGUCAAUUCGAUCGUCUAGAAGUGACUAUUAUUCAACGGGACAUAGUCAGAGGUCUUCUAGGAGCAAACACAGUCCAGACUCCGCUAGAUCCCACAGGAGCAAUUAUUCUUCUGGCAGAUCGUCCAGACCGCAGCUGCCGCUUCCAGAUUCGGACGACCAUAAAUCCGGGCGUCACACAAGACCUAGCAAUAACUCCAGGCACGAAUCGGGUGACAAGUCGUCUAGACGACAUUCUAGGAAAUCCGAUGACGAAAAGUCCGUGCGGUCGUCCCGAAGCGAGUAUUACUCGAAGGGUGGACACUCCGAGAAAUCGAGCUAUGAUUCAAAGAGUGAAAGUCGACGCACAUCAGAUGGAAAUAGAUCGGACAAAUAUGACACUCGUAGGAGUCGGGAUAAGGGAAGGAGCGAAUCGAGUGAUUCGAAAAAGUCUCCAGUGAGUACGUACUACUCUCAACAAAAAAAGAAAAAUAAAUCUAGGAACGACGACCCCAUCUACGAAAAUGUCGAAAGCGAAGAAUGAGGCUUACGUAUUUUUACAUGUUAAUCAGAUUUGUAGUGGAUUUAAAUAAAUAUGUUUGUUUUA